AUGGAUCCAUUUUUUCCAACUUCAACAAACAUAGACAGUUCAAAUCCUAUCAUUAGCUUAAGUGAUCUUGCCGCUUGGGAUUUUACUUCUCUUGAAGAUAAUCCCGAAGCUCAAAAAUUUUUAAUUGAUGCAAUCGUUUCCAACGAUCAAUAUAGAGAUGACGACGACCAAAAACGUAAAUUAGAAACUUUGGGAGAUAUUAUUCAACAACUACCAAGCAAAGCUAUUCAUAAUUUAAAUAUAGAUUCAGUACCACAUCCAGAACUUACUCUUGAUGAAAUGAUAGAACUUGGAACUCAAUCAUCUUUUGAAGAUUUACAGGCAGAACUUUUAAAUGAACCACUGAAAAAAAAAAAGGCUGGAAGAAAGCCAUUGACUACUACCCCUAAUUCUAAACGUAAAGCUCAAAAUCGAGCAGCUCAACGAGCGUUUCGUGAAAGAAAAGAACGUUACGUUCAAGAACUCGAAGAUAAGAUUAAAGAACUUGAAUCGGUAUCAGCAAAAAGCAAUCAUGAAAACGAGCAAUUAAAAUCACUUGUUCAACAAUUGCAAGCUGAAAAUUUCAUUUUGAAACAAUCAAAUUUCACUUUCGACUUUACGCUUAAUAAAGGUGAUGAAUCAUCAGACUUAACUUCUAGUGGUGAUGUGGUGGGCUUACAAAUUCUGAGGAUCCAUUCACACCACCUUCUUCAAAUGAAAGCGACAAUGAAUCAAAUACUUCCAGUAAUAGAUCAGCUAAUGGCUCAAAAAAUUCACCAGCAAAAUUCUUCUUCUUCAUCUACGGGAAUAGUAGUCAAUAUGGGAUUAUCAGAAACAUCAUCCGAAUUGUCAAUUAAAGGACCAAAGACAAUUACUGAUAUCACUAAUAACAGUAUUAAUUGUACCGCCAAAGAAUUUUGUGCUAAAUUUACUGAUGGUAUUUGUUUGGAAGAUGGUCAGGGUUCAACUGUUAAUGAUAACUCUAACAAAUCAACUUCAGCAUUCACCGAGUACCGUGACCCUACACCAUUCACACCAAAUAUCGACAACCUAUUUGCUGGUGCCACCCCUUUAGCACCAUUAUUUGAAGAACAUUUUAUAAAUCUUGGAAGUUUUGCUCCGAUGUCAACUCCAUCUGAAGAACGUGUAAAUCCAUUUAUGGGAGAUAUUGUUCACAAUAACGGAUUUGCAACAUUUGAUGAUCUUCAAAAUAAAAGUUUUUUAUCAUGUAAUAAAGUUUGGGAAAAGAUUCAACAACAUCCCAUGUUUGAUGAAUUGGAAGAUGAUGAGAUUGAUCAAUUAUGUGCUGAAUUAAAAUCUAAAGCUAGAUGUUCAGGUCAUGGACCGGUUGUACCAGAAGAAGAAGUUGACGCAGCUUUAAUUAAAUUAGAAGAAAAAUAA
Entrophospora candida is the source of this 1380-nucleotide messenger RNA. Lineage: Eukaryota; Fungi; Glomeromycota; Glomeromycetes; Entrophosporales; Entrophosporaceae. The record is from the annotation of a GenBank genome assembly.